Messenger RNA from Manduca sexta (tobacco hornworm), 924 nucleotides. Its product is annotated as spectrin alpha chain-like. Gene Ontology annotation, molecular function: actin filament binding. The record is from RefSeq and is a predicted model, not a curated record. Gene Ontology annotation, biological process: actin cytoskeleton organization. Lineage: Eukaryota; Metazoa; Arthropoda; Insecta; Lepidoptera; Sphingidae. Gene Ontology annotation, cellular component: plasma membrane; cell projection; cell junction.
GACCUGACGAGCGUGCAGAACCUGCAGAAGAAGCACGCGCUGCUGGAGGCGGACGUGAGCUCGCACGCCGAGCGCAUCGACGCCAUCCGCACGCAGGCCGAGCAGUUCAUCGAGCGCGACCACUUCGACGCAGACAACAUCAAGGCCAAGCGGGAUGCUCUGGUGGCCCGAUACGCCGCGCUGGACAAACCGAUGGCGAUCCGCAAGCGACGCUUGCUGGAUUCACUGCAGGCGCAGCAGCUGUUCCGCGAUCUGGACGACGAAGCCGCCUGGAUCCGCGAGAAAGAGCCUAUCAUCGCCUCCACCAAUAGAGGCCGUGACCUGAUCGGCGUGCAGAACCUGAUGAAGAAGCACCAGGCCGUGAUGGGUGAGAUGGCGCAGCACGAGGCGCGCGUGGAGGCGGUGCGGGCGGCCGGCGCGGCGCUGCGGGACGCCGGACACUUCGCCGCCGACGACAUCGCCACGCGUCUGCAGCAACUGCACAACCAGUGGACGCAGCUGCAGGAGGGCGUGCAGCGCAAACAAGACCUGGAAGACUCGCUGCAAGCUCAGCAAUACUUCGCGGACGCCAACGAGGCCGAAUCAUGGAUGCGCGAGAAGGAACCCAUGGCGAACACACAAGACUACGGCAAGGACGAGGACUCCUCCGAAGCUCUGCUCAAGAAGCACGAGGCGCUGCUGUCUGAUCUGGAGGCGUUCGGAAACACCAUCAAGUCGCUCAGGGAGCAGGCUAACGCUUGCAGGCAACAAGAAUCUCCAGUGGUGGACGUGUCAGGCAAGGAGUGCGUGGUCGCUCUGUACGAUUACGCUGAGAAGUCGCCGCGCGAGGUGUCUAUGAAGAGAGGUGACGUCCUCACUCUCCUCAACUCUAACAACAAGGUAUGUUUUGCACACAAUAGAUGCCAUUGAUGUUUUGUUAGAUUC